This is a messenger RNA of Centruroides sculpturatus (bark scorpion), 2341 nucleotides long. Its product is annotated as zinc finger protein 43-like. The record is from RefSeq and is a predicted model, not a curated record. NCBI's taxonomy places the organism in Eukaryota, Metazoa, Arthropoda, Arachnida, Scorpiones, Buthidae. Bases 412 to 1800 code for a protein of 462 amino acids. Gene Ontology annotation, cellular component: nucleus. Gene Ontology annotation, biological process: regulation of transcription by RNA polymerase II. Gene Ontology annotation, molecular function: RNA polymerase II cis-regulatory region sequence-specific DNA binding; DNA-binding transcription activator activity, RNA polymerase II-specific. The transcript has 6 exons.
GUCGUUCAAUAUGGCGUCGGUCUUAGCAUUUUGUGCACGACUUGGAUGAAAGUUCGAGUAAUGUUUUCGUUUGACGUUUCGAACAGGCAAUAUGAUAUUUAAUUCAGCGUUGGUAACGGAGUUUAAAUAUUUAUAAAUAUUUCAAGUUUAAAUGUAUUUUUAGCCAAAAGUCGACAAUCGCGUUGGAAAAGUUUGUGUUUACGUCACACAUGGUCCCUGUGUCUGCGAUCUGUUUUAAAUUUUGAAAAUUAUGUGAUGACCAGGAUUUCUGUGACCAUGUAUUUUCUAACUUUGGAGUACGUGAUGGUUUAUAUUGUGACUUGACAUUUCUAACAAAGGCAGGCCUAUCAAGGGACUCAAAAAUAUUUAAAAGAAAGAUGUUGCUGGAAAAGUGCUCAAACUUAAAUAAUUAUGGAAAAUCAGUAUCAAGGAGUAACAGAGAGUUCUAAUAUUUGGAAUAAUUCUGGUUGUAAUAGUGAAGAUUAUAAGAAAGAAGAAACAGACAGGAAUUAUGAUGCUAAAUAUCUUAUUAAAUCAGAAUGUCGAGUUGUUUUGAAGAGAUUGAAUAUUAAAGUAGAGAUUGAAGAUGGUAAAGAAGUUAUUCUCCUUCCAGAUGAAUACAAACACUUAAAUCUUAUCAAGAAGAUUAAUUUCUUCAUUCCCAACAAAACAUUUAACAGAAAUAAAGUGAACGUCCAAAUUAACAAGGAUGAACAGAAUAAAGAACAUCACAUUUCAAAAAGAACAAAGCAUUAUAAAGAUGAGACCAACAGGAAGAGGUUUUGUUUUUCAGUUAAAAACUUGAAUAAAAUACAAUGGAAUAUUAAAAAGAAGUACUUCAAGAUAAUGUGUGCAUUUCAUUUUAAAGAAAAGUUCACAUGUAAUUUAUGUACCCAGCCUUUCACAAAUUACAAAGUAUUAAGAGCCCAUCUGUUCUUUCAUAUUGGAAACAAACCAUUUCAAUGCACAACCUGCAAUCAGAUGUUUUACUGGGAAUUUGUUUUACGAAGACACAACAAAGAACACUACAAUAAAAUGCAAAUGUUACAAAAAUCAUUGGAAGCCAGAAACAUAAGAAUAUUUGAGAAGACAACGUCACCAAAGUUUUUUAUAAAACCUGUUGAGCAAUCGAAGCCCUUUGAAUGUGAGAUUUGUGGUAAACGCAUUAUAUCACAGAGCCAAUUAAAGAAGCACUAUAAAACACAUUCAUCUUAUAUUUGUAGCAUAUGUCAAAGAGAAUUUAAACAUAUAUCUCGUUUCAGAAAUCAUCUGGUAACGCAUAGUGAAGAUCGCCCGUUCAAAUGUAAUGUGUGUAAUAAGAGAUUUAAAACGAAAACCAAUUUAAUAAAUCAUGCUGAAACCCAUAGGGAUGAAUAUGAAUAUUUCUGUAUUUUAUGUGUUAGAGGUUUUAAAACAAGAAAGUGUUUUAAAACUCAUAUUGAGGCUCAUGAUGAUGAAUAUAAGUAUUCUUGUGAUAUAUGUGGCAGGAGUUUUAAAAGAAAACACAGUUUGGUAAAUCAUAAACUCAUUCACAACAAUAGAAGUUAUUUUUGUGAGGUAUGUAAUACAAGUUUUAAAACGCGGCGGGGUUUAAAGACUCAUGUCAGAAUACACAGCAACGAAUAUAAAUAUACUUGUGAGAUCUGUGACAGGGGUUUCAAAACAACGAGCUGUUUAAAUGUUCAUAAGUUAGUACAUAGCAAAGAACGUAAGCAGUUUUGUGAAAUAUGUGGUCAAACUUUUAGACAUAAAAGUGCUUUAACAAGACAUCGCCUUCUUCAACAUAAAGUAGGCAAGUAAAAAGAUUUUGUUGAAAACUAUUUGAAAACUAAACUUAUAUUGAGAAGUUCACUCUGUAAAAAGGAAUCGAAAAAUUACCACAAGUUAAAUUGUUUACCAGAAAACUCGCCUUGACAUAAGACUUUUAUUGUGAGAUAUAUACAUUCUACACUAAAGAACUUCAUGAAACUACUUAUGAUGAGUACAGUUUUUCUUAUAUUUGUGAAUCAUAAUAAGUGUAUUUAUCUUAAAACUAUCUUCUUAAGGCAUCAAGGUAUUCAUGUAACCAAACAACAUUGUUGCAACUAAUGUAAAAACAAAUUAUCAAACAGAAAAUAGACUGACUAAAAUAAAAUUUCAUAAUAACAUGUAAAAUGUUCUUGUUUAAAAUUGAACACCAAGCAAUUUACCUUAUCAAUAUAUUACAAGCAACAGACUUAGGAAGUAUUGAAGAUAUAUCUGUUGUUACAUUUGUAAAACAACAAUACUUUUCCUUCCUCAGGAGGAAUUUAUCAAUGCAGAAUUUGCAAAAGGUUAUUUAGGAGUGUGUUAUAAAUAGUCA